CACCGGGAAAGAAGGCAACACAGAGUGAGGACAGCAAGAUAUCAUCAUCCAUGGAUAAGGAGUCAGUUUUCCCCUUUCUCUCUCCGCCAGUGCUGCAACUCUGUCACCAACCAUCUAUAUUCAUUCUUGCUCACCUAGAGCCGAAAGCGUGGUUCAAACAGAUCCUUCCUCAUUUUCUUGUACAGUUCAAGACUUGGCCCGAUCUCAAUCCUAUAGUAUGAUGCUUCCUUUCAACUGAUCUUCAGUGAUUUGGUUGCCUUGGGUUAUCAAAACGAGAAGGAAAGGAAGUAACCUAACACCACGUCAUACUUUCUAAAAGAUCACUCGCACCUAAUCGCUAAAAUGAGCAGCGAGGACCAGAGCAAGACGGUGACGCCGUCGUUGAAUACGCACGAUGGCAACAAUGAUAGCGAAGACAGGCCAUCUGAAGCAGCUCAAGGCUCGGAUCCCUCCACUCUCGAAGCGCAAAGGACUACAACUUCCCAAUCCAGUAUCCAUACAGCUCAUACAGCCUUUAGCAAGCAUGAGAAGCGGUUCAUUGUUGUCAUGGUGACCUUGGCUUCCUUCUUUUCUCCAUUGUCCGGCCAGAUUUACUUCCCCGUCAUGCCGACUCUGGUGCGUAACUACCACCUGACGACGGCUCUCAUCAACCUUACCAUUACCACGUACUUGAUCUUGCAAGGGCUCGCGCCGAGCUUUAUGGGGACCUUUGCCGAUACAGGGGGUCGUCGCCCGGCGUACAUUAUAGCCUUUGCUAUCUACACGGCAGCCAAUAUCGGCCUGUCGGUACAGAACAGCUAUGCAGCGCUGCUCGUACUCCGCUGCAUACAGAGCGCCGGGAGCAGCGGCACGGUAUCCUUCGGAUAUGGUGUUAUCGCGGACAUUGCAACUCCAGCCGAAAGAGGAACGUAUAUUGGCCCUAUGGCAGCUGGUGUCAUGGUAGCGCCUGCUGUGGGCCCCGUCAUUGGGGGUAUUCUGGCCAAAUUUCUUGGUUGGCGGAGCGUGUUCUGGUUUCUUGUGAUUAUUAGUGGAGGAUAUUUGGUUGUCUACAUCAUCGCGAUGCCCGAGACUGCUCGCAAGAUCGUGGGUAACGGCAGUGUCCCGCCAAGGGAAUGGUGGAGGAUGUCUGCCUUUCAAUGGUUUAUUGAACGGCGCUGGAUCAAAAAGAUGUCGCCAGAAGAACGCAAAGAUCAUGAAGAGCGACAGGCGAUCUUGGAGAAGGAACACCAGAAGACGAAGCUUUUCUUUCCCAAUCCGUUAAAGUCCUUUGUGAUUUUGCUUGAGAAGGACGCCCUAAUCAUAAUCUCUUAUGUCGGACUGGUCAUGUUUGCCAACAUUGCCUUGCUCACGAGUACGCCGAAUCUAUUCGGCAAGCUUUACAACUUCAACGACCUCCAAAUCGGUCUCUGCUUUCUGUAUGUCAUCGUUGUUAACAAUGAACCAAAAAAUAUCAUACCAAGCUAAUACUUUUUACCAGCCCCCUCGGUGUCAGUGCCAUCAUCGCAGCCGUCCUUAACGGUAAAGUAAUCGAUUACAACUACCGUCGAGUAGCUCGCAAGCUGGGAUUUCCCGUGGACCUUAAAAAAGGCGACGAUAUAAGCACAUUCCCCAUCGAAAAGACUCGUCUACAGACUGUCUUCCCUGUGAUGACACUAGGCGUUCUCGCUUUCAUCCCAUACGGUUGGGUCUUGCAACAACAUUCCCCGCUAGUAGCACCGCUCAUUUUACAAUUCAUCAUUGGUUUCUGUUUCGUCGCGUC
Aspergillus wentii DTO 134E9 is the source of this 1759-nucleotide messenger RNA. Its product is annotated as putative MFS transporter. Lineage: Eukaryota; Fungi; Ascomycota; Eurotiomycetes; Eurotiales; Aspergillaceae. The transcript is spliced from 2 exons. The annotation marks the transcript as partial. Gene Ontology annotation, molecular function: transmembrane transporter activity. The record is from RefSeq and is a predicted model, not a curated record. Gene Ontology annotation, biological process: transmembrane transport.